CAUGACGGUGACGCGCACUGAGCCGCUCGCCAAAAGGGUUGCAGGCUGCUUCGCUUCAAGACUUACACGAGGAUGGAUGGAGUUUUUGCGUAACGGUCAAGCAAUGGAUUCCCCUGCCCUUUGCCACCUUUUUGACAGUUUGUUAAAUUCCGGAAGACUGACAUAACAUCCGAGGAGUUAUUUGCGAAAUUCCCAAAUCAACGGGCUGUAGACUUGUUUUCAACAAUAAAGAGAGGUUUCACAUCCACGGAGAUUGUGAUACGUAAAAUCGGUUUGAAAUGUCCGACUUCCACAACCGGAGCCAAACCAGCGCGCGUCGCAGUGACUACGUGUGGCAGUAUGAAUAUUAUGACGACGAGGAGCCCGUGUCUUUUGAGGGACUCAAAGCGCACAGAUACUCCAUCGUCAUCGGUUUCUGGGUCGGACUUGCUGUAUUUGUCAUUUUCAUGUUCUUUAUUCUCACCCUGCUCACAAAGACAGGAGCACCACACCAAGAAAACCCAGACUCUGCUGAAAAACGCCAUCGACCAGGGAGCUGUCUCGUAGACAUUGACGGUCCGCAGAACGAAAAUGACAAAGCCUUCUCCCGUCCGCUGUUAGGGGAGUCCCGUUCAUAUUUCCAUUUCUACAUCAACGAGGAAGAUCAGGGUCUGGGGAAGCAAAAACAAGAAGCUGGAAAGCACGCCGGGGCCCAAGCCCAGCAGGGGACCUGCAACGGGGCCAGAGGCAUGCACUCCUCUGGGAUCGACGAGAUGGAAGAGGAUGUUGAGGAAGCUGGGAGACACCAACCUCUCAAGGGACUAAUAGAUGAGCGGAAAACAGACCGAGAAUGUGCCUUCUUCUCCCACUUCAACAUCCCUAACUUUGUGAACUUGGAGCACAGUUCAAUACUUGGAGAGGACGAUCUGCUGUAUGAGCCAUCCGUCAUACUGGAACGCCAGUCUCACAAUGCUCACUGUGAUAUCCACUAAGUCCGUUUCUAUUAAGAGAUCACAGGCACAGGAAUGGUGGUAUCGUAAUAUGACUUACUUUCCCUUCACAGGUACAUGGUUGACCUAACAGGGGUAUAAAUACUCACCUGCCAAACACCUACCUUUUACCAUGUAAAGUGUAUCUGCUUGCGAGUAUUUUUAGCAUUUUAAACAAGCAUACAUUCAGAUAAAUCAACAAGUAAGAGGGAACAAAAGAUGGCACACAAUUCCAUAUCAUGUGCAACUCGCACUUAUAAGAUGACAUUUCUUCCUGAAGAUUGCCUCACAAAGGGUACCAUUUUACUUGGAGUACUGGGCUCCUCUGAAUUGAACGCAGCUGUACUGUACCUGGACUAGAUUGCUUUCCACACAGGAAAAUGAGAAAGGCAGUGGAGUCUCCAGCGGGAGAUGCAUUGUACAAUUAAUUCUGCUAUUAUUGCUGUCUUGUUGUCUUGUGCAAUCCUGGACAGUGGCCAGUAUCUCGCCAAUAGGACUCAAAUGCCAGUUGGUUUACCAACAAUAUCUAUUAGAAAAAGUGAUGUGUACAUUAGCCAUGUAAUUAGUAGCACAAAUUCAAACAUAUCAUUGUUUUUUUUUUCUCUUACAGGUACGUAACCUGAGAAAAUGUUAUAUAAUACUUUUGUAGACAGAGUUCUCUUAGAUUAGAAAUCAUUUUGAAUGUCCAUGUGUUGGUAAUAUCUUCAUUAUUUGGAGAGAUUUGACAGAAGAGCUCGGUCAUAAGACAUACAAACACUGGUGCUGAGCAACGCUGAACUCGCUCUGUGUUUUUAUUCAUGUAGAAAUCUCCUUCGCAGUCAUUACAAAUUAAAUUACUUUGAGCCAUAGCUGGUGAUGAUUAUGCAAUGGAACAUUGCUAGCUGUUAUGGUCACUUAUCAGCAAAUGCCCGCGCUACGUGUAUUUAGCUGGUGGAAGGAUGCACGGGGAAUGCCAGAGAGUCAGUCAACAUUAACGCGACACCGACUCCAUCAAAUCAGUCUUUCAGAUUUUGACAAACCCAUUAAAGCCCUUUUAUUAUUUUCCCGAUGCAUCCGGUAAAAUAAAUGUUCUCAGUCCUCUGCUGAGAUAUUUCAUGUUUGUUGAAAGGCAGGCAAUUGGGAGCAGGCUGAACAAAUGUGAUUAGUAAGUCCCCCAGAACCAUUUGCAGGCUAGAGUUUUGCAGUUUUUCCUAUACCAAGCUCACCAGCAGGGAAAUGUUAUUCUUGAAUUAUUUUUUGUGAAUUAUCAAAUUUUAAAUAAGCAGCAAUUCAGUAUUUUCCAAACAGUGAAAUAUCAUGGCAGCUGUCAUGGGGAAUAGUGUUAGAGAUCAGUUUUAAAACGAAACAGAGCAUUAAAAAGCCAUCCACACUUUCCUUUCUUCAUGCUUUUUUCUUUCAGCACAAAUAUCACUGCAUUUAUGUCUCUGAGCAGAGGAAAGUGUUACUGGUGCUGUUAAUGAUUAAAGUGUUACUUUAGGCCUACUGGGAACAGGUAAUGCUUAGGAUUGUUGUUCAGUCCCACUCCUGAUGGAUGAAAAAACUGCUUCUAAGAACUUAGAAAACAGUCGGGGUGCACUUAGCUCUAAAUUAGGGGCAGCAGAGUUCAGACAGUCAGAGUUGUGUGGGAAGACAGCAGGUGAAUCUCUGAGGUUGUGUAAUGUAAACAUUAAAGGUUCAAUGUGUAACUGUCAGAAAACCUUUAAUUAUUAAUGACACCGGUGGCCGUUAACUGAACUGCAAUCAGCAUCCAGUUGCAUGCGUAGGCUUGAGUGAGAAUCAUCCUGGGUAUUACAUAUACUGGGCUGAGUUCUGAAAUAAACACUGAAUACUGGAAAAUUAAUUACAAUCAUAUUUAGAAUAACAUUACUAUCUGUAAUGUUCCUAUAUUUUAUUUGGACCUUUGGCUCCAUGAUACUGACUAGCCUGCAGUUUGCAAAUCACCCCAUCAGCACAACACCAAAAAGCAACGCCAGAUCCACACCAUGACACACACUCAAUCCCCAACCAGCUGGCCAAACCCAGCUUAGUUUAGGUUACAGUUAGCUAGUGGCCACCCCUGUCUUGCAUCACUCUUGACAAGUAGAAAGCAAUGGUUAUAGACAGAGGUUAAAUUGGGGCAGGGCUCAGCCUGGACAGCCCCGGCAACCUACGACAGAAAUACACUCUUCAGCGACAGAAAAGGAUGUGCAGGGAUUGGAUUAAGUGCAGCGAACCAACAAGCGGUGCAAUCGCCCCACAAAGAGACCUGGGAUAAGAGCUAAAUUAACGCAGCUUGGACCUAAGAAAACAAACGAGACAGAUGCGUAGUCUGCCCACUUUGAUUACGCUAACGCCAAGCCUGCCAAUCUACCAUGCUGAGAUUCAUCAUCAAGUAGACCUCCUGUGUCUUCAGGAUUUUCUUUUCUGAUGAGUACAUUACCCUCAAAUAAGCUGAAAGACUGGUGUGAGAGGAGACCUGUGGGAAGUACUGCAGAAAGGGUCCAUUAACAGUUUUCACCACGUGAAAUGGGUCAUUCCCUCAUUUGUGAAUGGCAAAACUUCAAAAUAAAACCAAUUACACAUUGUUGGAGGUGGUUGCUGUGGUGAACGAUGAAGCAGGGAACAGCAGUGAAUCACAGUCUUGUACAAUGUCAAAGCUGAUAGGGUCAUUUAUGGAAAACAAAUUAAAGAGA
Molecule: messenger RNA, 3640 nt
Organism: Micropterus salmoides (largemouth bass)
Lineage: Eukaryota; Metazoa; Chordata; Actinopteri; Centrarchiformes; Centrarchidae
Product: melanocortin-2 receptor accessory protein 2A-like
Exons: 4
Coding region: 279-971 (230 amino acids)
Biological process (GO): regulation of adenylate cyclase-activating G protein-coupled receptor signaling pathway; protein localization to plasma membrane
Cellular component (GO): endoplasmic reticulum; plasma membrane
Molecular function (GO): type 4 melanocortin receptor binding; type 1 melanocortin receptor binding; signaling receptor regulator activity
Source: RefSeq, a predicted model, not a curated record